Schistosoma curassoni is the source of this 4956-nucleotide messenger RNA. The record is from the annotation of a GenBank genome assembly. Lineage: Eukaryota; Metazoa; Platyhelminthes; Trematoda; Strigeidida; Schistosomatidae.
GACUGCGGCAAUUUCGUUUUUCGGAGCUGGUUCGCAUGUUGGUUAAUGCUACUAAGAGCAUAACUGGUUUUCCCAAUUACAAUAAGACGCUUCACACAUAGUCAUAUGGCAUCUGGGAAUUCUGUAAUCGUAUCAAGUCAAAUAAAUGUAUCAUCUACGUCAGUGUUGGCGACGGAAAGUUCAUGUCAAAACAGUAUCGCUAUAUCGGAUUCUCCUCGUCACCAUACGGUCCCACAUGGUGAAGCUCAUCCCCCUCCUACGCAACUCAUCAAGUUAAAUUCUCUUGCUGGCUCGACAGUCUCAAGAAAAGAAAAACUUCAUACAUCUUCUCGAUUCGGUGCUCCAAAGAGUCGUGAGCUUAAUCCUUUACCUCUUAUUAAAGAUUCUGACAAUCAAGAAAAGCGAGAGGAGCUAUUUAUUCAAAAACUAAAACAAUGCUCAGUUGUAUUUGAAUUUGUACCGGAUAUUUUAAGCGAUUUAAAAGAUAAAGAGGUGAAACGAGCAGCUCUGCACGAAUUAACUGAAUAUCUGACUGAAAAUUCCGGCAUAAUUACAGAUUCAAUAUAUCCAGAAGUGGUUCGAAUGGUUGAAGUCAACCUAUUUCGUACAUUACCACCACCAAGUAAUCCAUCUGGUGCAGAAUUUGAUCCAGAAGAGGAUGAGCCAACAUUGGAGGCAGCUUGGCCUCAUUUACAAUUGGUAUAUGAAUUCCUACUUCGUUUCAUUGAAUCUCCGAAUUUCCAACCAAAUGUUGCUAAGCGUUAUUUCGAUACAAAAUUUGUAUUACAGCUAUUAGAAUUAUUCGACAGUGAAGAUCCUCGUGAACGUGAUCUUGUCAAAACUAUUUUACAUCGUGUAUAUGGGAAAUUUCUUGGAUUACGUGCAUUUAUCCGUAAACAAUUUGGUAACAUAUUUUAUAAGUUCAUUUACGAAACAGAAGUUCAUAAUGGAAUUGCUGAACUUUUAGAAAUUUUGGGCAGUAUCAUUAAUGGAUUUGCAUUACCAUUAAAAGAAGAACAUAAGAUAUUUUUAAUGCGUGUAUUACUUCCAUUGCAUAAAGUUAAAUCAGUUAGUAUAUAUCAUGCACAAUUAGCUUAUUGUGUUAUACAAUUUUUAGAAAAAGAUCCAACACUUACUCAACAGGUUGUUCUUAGUUUAUUAAAAUUUUGGCCAAAAACUCAUAGUCCUAAAGAAGUGAUGUUUUUAAAUGAAUUAGAAGAAAUUCUUGAUGUUGUUGAUCCAUCAGAAUUUCGAAAAAUUAUUCGACCACUUUUUACACAAUUAGCUAAAUGUGUAUCAUCUCCUCAUUUUCAAGUUGCAGAACGUGCAUUAUACUUUUGGAGUAAUGAUUAUAUCCUUCAAUUAAUGCAUGAUCAUGUUGAAGAAAUUCUGCCUAUAAUGUUUCCUGCUUUAUAUCGUACAAAAGAACAUUGGAAUAAAACAAUUCAUGGUCUUGUAUACAAUGCUCUUAAAUUAUUCAUGGAAAUGAAUCAAAAACUUUUUGAUAAUUGUACACAACGAUAUAAAGAAGAGAGACAAAAAAGUAGAGAAGAAGCUAAACGUCGGGAACGUGUAUGGGCUACAUUAAGUGAAACUGCCAAAGGCAAUCCAUUGUACGCUGUGGUUAUGAAAGAAGCAUCAGUUUCAAAUAGAGAAUUGCCAAAUUCAGUUGCUCCUAAUUCCAUUUCAUCACCAUCUCCCAUGGGUGACCAUUGUGUAAAUAAUGGGACUCCAUCUACAAGUAACACUGAAAAUGAUGACGGUCCUCUUGGUGCAGAUGAAGACGUUAGCGGUUCAUUGAUGAAUCUUCAACGUGAAGCGGAGGAUGAUGUAUGUAGAAUAGAAUUUAAUGCAUUACAUUAGAUACUACAGAAGAUUAUAACGCUGACAUUUAAUCAGUUUUAAAAUUAUCUGCAAAUCAUAUUUAUUAAGUCUGGUGCACUAAUCGGUUGAGCUACUAAUUUCAAGACUCCUGUAAUAUUUGACAUUUUAACUGUGGUUGAUUUGAGGAAGUGAAACCACCUGAGCACCUCUGGGGCUACUGCCGGUCACAAGCCCGGAUAAAGAAGGAGGGUUGGGCUUAGGGUUAGCGACCCCAUCCCGUAGAAAACGCUGACCAGAAAAAAAUAAUUUAAAGCAUUUAAACUCUGUCCUGGGAGUUAGGAGGUCUUCAUUUAGGCGAGUAAUGACGCCUCAUAGUGAAAGCCGAGUUUCUUCGAAAGUCACGAGACUGAUGCCUCUUCUGAAAACCAGCGCAUCCAUUAAUUUAGGUACAUGAAGUGUUCGUACAAUGUGUAAGACCGGGAGAGUCUUCUGAAUUGCUGAAAAAAUGAUGAGAUGCAACCUAGAGUUGCUUGGAAUCAUACACAGACAACAAAUGUUAUCCAUAGUUUAUAAAUGAUCUUCUAGAAAAUAUACUUAAACUAAGAAUGAGUUUCAUAUUUGUUUUCUUAGGUUGAAGGAUGAAAUUAUCAUAAAGGCUCUAAUUGUGUUAGUUAUAACAAAAACAAAAUCCAAUACUACCGGAAGUAUACGUUCGAUCUACGAAUCCCCAUUACUUCGAAAUGAUUGAGGUUUUUAUACAACUUUUAGAUUGAUUUAUGUGAUGCCAAUUAAAAAGUUAACGUAGAUAGUUUAUCACAAUGAGACUUUCCCACAGUUGUAAAUAAAAAACAUUGAUUCAACGACUUAUUAGGUCAAAUUGUAACUUGUUCACGAAGUACAGAUUUCUUUAUUCAGCUUUCAGCCACGCUGCAUGAGGUCUGGUGAUAGAAUCUGAUUAUAAAGGCGUAGUAGGUAUACGGGAUCCCGACGUAAAAUUUCUUUCCGUAAUCACUAGAUGUUUUAAUACUUAAUUUAUUUGUCAGUCAGCUACAGCAUAGGACCAGGCAUCGGUCCAAGUUGCCAAACCUCAUUAGCACAACAACAUGAACACUGGAUUCAUAGUAGUUAAUUCAAUGGUAGUAAUAUAUAAAAUAAGGAUCGCAUAUAAGGACAUAGUAUAGGAAGAAAGAAUUAGUCCAUAGAAAGAAAGAUAUGAAGCGAUUUUAAUUUCAUAGUGUAAGGGAAGACAAAGAGUGUAUACACCGACGCCAUUGUGAUCGAUUCUGAGCCAUGUCACUCAGAGUCCCAACCAUUGGUUACGAUAGUCACGCGGACUCCAACCAAGUAGUCUGCAUCUAUCAAUAUGGCUCAGAUUAGAAGUUAGUGACUGCAAGCACUGAUGCCACGUUUAGGUUUGGCCGCCCCUAACUUUCUUCUAACUGUUUCCAACAGUAGUCAGCAUCGCGCGUCGUGGUAUUUGGUUUUCAGCCAUACGUAACACGUGGCUCAACAAUCUUAGUUGAUGAAGAUACACAACCUCACCUACUGAUUUACCAUUAUUCUCUAAUACCCUGCGUCUAACCCUUAUUUAAUUUACACCAAACAAUUAAUCUGAGCAAUUAUAUAAAAAAGUACGAGUAAACAUAGAUUUAUCGCUUAUCUAUUUUAUUUUUCAGACGGAACUUCGUGGUAUAAUCAAUGAACGACGUCGUGAUAAACUUCCUAUGAUUCAACGAAAAUCAGAGCUUCCUCAUAGUCAAACUACUAUACGUGCUCUUGAACAACAUCGUCGUCCAGAUGAAUAUUUAAAAACUCAACCUGACAGCUAAGGUUUACAAGAAGAACAAUGAUUUUUUUUUCUAAAAAAAAUUAUUAUUAUUGGCUAAGUAUCCCGGUCUCAGCAGUUUUUUGGCACACACACACACACUUGUGAAUGUAAAAAAAAUACAAACAUAUAGUAUAGAGUAUAUGCUUCAGUUGUUUUUUUCCCCCACAGAUAUAGCGAACUGUUGAGAUGUCAGUUUCUCUGAAACUCUUCAGUGUUUACUUAGUUAAAUCAUCAGUUUAUCUUGUAUUUGUUUCAAAGAUGUUCAUUGUUAUUGUUGUUAUUGUUGUACAAUGAAUGUUCUUUUCAUUGUUUUUGUUUUUUACUAUGGCCUUUCAAUCUUCUUCUUGUUCGUGUUGUUCUAAUCAUUCGACACAUUUGUAUUAUCUCUUACCCUUUUUCCACCCUCCUCCCUUCCUCACCCACCCCCGUUUUUUUGUCUAACAUAAGCAUCAACAACAACAAAGAAAGAAGAAAAGUAAGAUUUCACUUUAACUCAGUAUUCCAGUUUAUUGUUUUACACCUUUUUUGGUUGGUUUGUUUUACUUGUUUCGUAUUUAAAGUACUAUAUUACUAAGUAGAAAUGAGUAAUAUUUUUAGCUUCCGAUAAUCUUGAAUAGAAAUUAAUGUUUGUUUUGUUUGUUCAUUACCGUUUCCCCCCCCCCCAACUUUAUUAUUUGAUUUAACUUGAACUCAUCAAGAGUUCACGUAUACUUGUGCAAACAUUGAUAACCUAGUCAUAAGUAUCAAAGUAUCUAUAUAUACAUGAUUUAUAUUAUUAUGACUUUUAAUAGGAAUGUUGUUUCUCAGGUCUCUCACUCUCACUCUCUCUCUCUCACAUUUCUCUUUAACAUGUAUCAUUGAUUGAUUGAUUAAAGAGAAUGGUGAUUAUUGUCUGUUCUGAAUCUAUGUGAUCUUGUCUAAUUUUUUUUUGUUUUUUGUGAAUGAAGUUUCAAUUUGUCUAUUUAUUAUUCUUUAGUAUUAUUUGAUCAAUUUCUAUCUUUAAUUCACCAUGUGUACCAUUUUGUUAUGAGAUAAUAAAAAAAAGGUGGUAUGAAUAAAUAAAUAGUAAGUCUAUAAGAAUAAAUGUGAUUGUUGAUUAUGUGUAUUCUAACCUCUUCUUCUUCUUCUUCUUCUUCUUCUUCUUCUUCUUCUUCUAUAUCAUUUUGCUACAGACCAACAUUCAUUGCAUAUAUUUGUGUAAUCAUUUGUAUUCGAAUAACUGAUAUACAAAUAUAUAUAUAUAUAUAUAUAUUUACUUACAAAGUUCUUGUGCCAUGUUUACUUCAAGUUGUAAACAAAUAGCU